This is a messenger RNA of Melospiza georgiana, 7404 nucleotides long. It is a transcript of the gene DLGAP2, whose product is annotated as DLG associated protein 2. Gene Ontology annotation, molecular function: molecular adaptor activity. Bases 730 to 3645 code for a protein of 971 amino acids. Gene Ontology annotation, cellular component: glutamatergic synapse; postsynaptic specialization. Lineage: Eukaryota; Metazoa; Chordata; Aves; Passeriformes; Passerellidae. The transcript is spliced from 16 exons. The record is from RefSeq and is a predicted model, not a curated record. Gene Ontology annotation, biological process: signaling.
UGUAAUUGAUAUCCUGGGGAAUUAUUGUGUACAAUAAUCAAGAAAAAUCUUCAUUUCUAAUUCUAUUAUGUGGGAAAAGAACCUUUCUUUUUUCUGCCUGCAUAAAACAAACCCCACUUCCACAUGGAAUAAGCUCCAGACCAUGUUUUCUAUUAUGCUUGAAUAUAUGGGACAUGCAUUGCAAUCCUAUGCUUGCCACACUGCUGCAGUAUACUUGUUUUGCAGAGCUCUGUAGCAGGCUAGUCAAAGCUGUGACUAACCAGACCCUUGGAUACAUACUCUAAUCUCUGGCCUUUAUUUUUACAAUGAAAUUGACUUGUUCAUUGAUUUUAUAUUUUUUCUGAUUUGUGAGAAGCUUCAUGCUCUGUGUUUGGAUGCUGACUGCAAUCCAGCAAUAGUCUUUGAUACGAGUCACAGUGUACACUCUGUGGGGAGCCUGAAGAUUUGGAUUCUCUAACAGGGCAUGCAUUUCCAGAGCUGCAAGUGUUAUGGGCAUGUUGAGAACUUCCAGAAGCUGGAUUAAAGCAUCUCUUUUACAAUGAUAUCUAAUCUCGUCCUAAAGCUCCAAGCAAUGGCGAGUCCACCAGCUCCCCUGAAGAAGAGGGUGGCGAUCUGCUCAAGUCGAGCUUCAGUUUUCCAGGGACGCCAGAGGAGGAGCUAGACCAGCAGUACUCAUGGUCGCCUUCUCAGCACUUCAAUGAAGAAAGAUAUUCUCCUGCUCCGAGGAAUAUGAAAGGAUUAUCUGGUAGUCGCAAUCAACCACAGUUAUGUUCAGCUCAUACUUGUGGCUUAGCAUCCCCUGAAGAUUGUGACCAUACCCACGACCUUAUCCACCAUGGGCAGGAGCCAAGGCCGUCGUAUCUCCUCAGCCCCACGGAGAGCUGCCCGCUGGACCACCACCGUUGCUCCCCCCGCAGCUCCAUUCAUUCUGAGUGCAUGAUGAUGCCCAUGGUAAUGGGCGAUCACAUGUCCAGUAGCACUUUCCCCAGGAUGCACUACAGCUCGCAUUACGACUCCAGAGACGACUGCGCCAUGUCUCACGGUAACCCUAAGAUUAACCGUAUUCCUGCAAAUCUUUUGGACCAGUUUGAGAAGCAGCUUCCCCUUCACCGGGAUGGGUUUCACACUUUACAGUACCAGCGGACCUCAACAGCUGCGGAGCAGCGCAGCGAGAGCCCGGGCAGGAUUCGCCAUCUCGUUCAUUCCGUCCAGAAACUUUUUACUAAAUCUCAUUCUCUGGAAGGAUCCUCCAAGGGAAAUGUUAAUGGAACAAAGGGAGACAGUCGAGGGGACGAUCAUCAUCAUGGGCACCAUUCCAAGCAUAGCAAAAGGAGUAAAAGUAAGGAGCGAAAACCAGAAGGCAAGCAUAAAUCUGGAAUGAGUAGCUGGUGGAGCUCCGAUGAUAAUUUGGACAGCGAUAGCACUUACCGAACCCCUAGUGUGGUAAAUAGGCACCAUGCAGAUCAUAUAUCCCAUUGCUACCCUGAGGCACUCCAGGGGCAUUUUGGGGAUCUCUCAUUGAAGACUUCCAAAAGUAACAAUGAUGUGAAGUGUUCAGCUUGUGAAGGGCUACCAAUGACCCCUGACAGUAAAUACAUGAAAAGGAGUUCUUGGUCCACGCUUACAGUAAGUCAGGCUAAAGAAGCUUAUCGCAAAUCAUCACUGAACUUAGAUAAGCCUCUGGUUCAUCAGGAAAUCAAACCUUCUUUGAGGCCGUGCCAUUACCUUCAGGUACCUCAGGAUGAAUGGGGAGGAUACCCAGCUGGUGGGAAAGAUGAGGAGAUCCCAUGCAGAAGAAUGAGGAGUGGGAGCUAUAUUAAGGCCAUGGGAGAUGAAGAAAGUGGAGAUUCUGAUACAAGCCCCAAGACAUCGCCAAAAUUAUCCGUUCGGCCAGAGUCAUUAUUAAAAUCCAUUGGGCAAAGACCACUGGCAGAUCAUCAAAAUCAGAGCUACCUUCAAACUGCAAGUGACGUGCCUGGGGGUCACAACCUGGAUCCCUCUGCAAACUACAAUUCCCCAAAGUUUCGCUCAAGGAAUCAGAGCUAUAUGAGAGCAGUGAGCACGCUCAGUCAGGCCAGCUGUGUUAGUCAGAUGAGUGAAGCAGAGGUUAAUGGGCAAUUUGAAUCGGUGUGUGAAUCAGUGUUUAGUGAAGUUGAAGCUCAGGCAAUGGAUGCCCUUGACCUCCCUGGAUGUUUCCGAACAAGAAGCCACAGUUACUUGCGUGCCAUUCAGGCAGGCUAUUCCCAAGAUGAUGAAUGUAUCCCUGCGCUGACAUCCUCCAACAUCACCUCAACCAUCAGGUCAACCACAGCUGUAACUUACACAAGUUACAAGAAAACUCCACCGCCAGUACCCCCCCGCACCACUUCCAAGCCGCUGAUCUCCGUGACGGCACAGAGCAGCACGGAGUCCACGCAGGACGCGUACCACGACGGCCGGGCCCAGCGGAUAUCGCCGUGGCCGCAGGACGGGCGAGCCAUGUACAACUCCACCGACAGCCUGGACAGCAACAAGGCCAUGAACCUGGCCCUGGAGACGGCGGCCGCGCAGCGCCACGCGGCCGAGAGCCAGAGCACCUCCAUACGCACCAGUGACAAGGCCAUCCUCGUGACUAAAGCAGAGGAGUUCCUCAAGAGUCGCCGCUCCUCCAUAGGGAUCCAGGUGGAAACAGCAACUGAUUCAGAUACUGAAAGCAGAGGCCUACGGGAAUAUCAUUCUGUUGGAAUUCAAGUGGAAGAUGAAAAACGACACGGACGAUUCAAGCGCUCGAACAGUGUAACAGCAGCUGUCCAGGCUGACCUGGAACUGGAGGGUUUUCCAGGACACAUCACCAUGGAGGAUAAGGGACUUCAAUUUGGCUCGUCAUUCCAGCAGCACUCAGAGCCCAGCACACCCACCCAGUAUAGUGCAGUGAGAACUGUACGGACGCAGGGACUGUUCAGCUACAGAGAAGAUUACAGGACCCCAGUUGACACCUCAAACCUUCCACCACCAGAGCCCUGGCUGGAGCCAGCCAUCGAGACAGUCGAGACCGGCCGAAUGUCUCCUUGUCGGCGCGACGGAUCUUGGUUUAUGAAGUUACUGCACACUGAGACUAAGAGAAUGGAAGGAUGGUGCAAAGAAAUGGAAAGAGAAGCAGAAGAAAAUGAUCUUUCUGAAGAAAUCCUAGGUAAGAUCCGAAGUGCUGUUGGAAGUGCUCAGCUCCUCAUGUCUCAGAAAUUCCAGCAAUUUUAUUGGCUUUGUCAGCAAAAUCUGGACCCGAGUGCCAUGCCAAGACCAACUUCCCAGGACCUUGCAGGUUUCUGGGACUUACUGCAGCUCUCAAUUGAAGAUGUCAGCAUGAAGUUUGAUGAACUGCACCAGUUGAAACUCAAUGAAUGGAAAAUAAUAGAAUCACCUGAAAGGAAGCCAACGGGUUGGUGGAUGGAAGAAAGAAAGAUUCCUCCUCCUGUACCAAAGAAGCCCCCAAAAGGAAAAUUCCCUAUCACAAGAGAAAAAUCUCUGGACCUACCUGACAGACAGCGGCAGGAAGCCAGAAGACGGCUGAUGGCUGCCAAGCGGGCAGCCUCUUUCCGGCAGAAUUCAGCCACAGAGCGUGCAGACAGCAUUGAGAUCUAUAUCCCAGAGGCUCAAACCCGGCUUUAAAGACAGAAUGCUGCAGAGUUCCUUUUUUUAAACAAAAUGCUUGUACAGUUUGUCACUUACCUGGUAAUUUUUGUCUCAUUCUCUCCACUAAAUAUGCCCUUGAUGUUGUGUUCUUUGUGCCAUAAGCACAGUGGAAUGCUUUUGAUUUCCUCAGAAUUUGCUGAGCUCACCGCAAGAACAACUUCUUUUUGUAUUUAUUGUCUGACUUACAAUCAGCUACAAUGGAUAGGGCUUGUCAAGACCUGACUUAUCCAAUAUAUUCUCAGAGGACAACAAGAAACACCUCUUGAGAUGGAACCCAGCUUACUUUUUGUUAUUUAUAUUUUUAUAAAAUGUGUGAUAAUUAGGGAUAAGAAUAACAAACUAUAAAUGGGUGCAUCUCACCAUUCACUAGAGGCAUUAGCUAAUCCAAGUAGAAGGUGCUACAAAUGUAAAGAGCAGGAAAGAAAGAACCCAUUUAUCUCCUUGACCUUCAGUUUCUUUUCCUAGAAUCCAGCUAACAUAUUUACCCAUGCGCUCUGCCACUCUUCUCAUCUUUGUUACUGCAAAAUAACAUUAGGCCUCUCAUCUCAUUCAAGUUUCUGGAGAUGAACAGGGAUAUCCAGCCACUAAAACUCCAAAGUUCAUCAGAAACCAAGAAGCAUACAAGUCUGGUGAUGGUGGGAAUGUCCACUGAGAAACGUUUGCUGUUAGCAGUAUAACGACACACUGAAACCUAAGCAGAAUUGUAAUGCAAGAGGACUUGAGUGAUGGUGAAAGGAAAACGGAAGCCUUAAAAAGUUAGAUCUUCUGUAGUAAGACGAGUAAAGAAAAGGUUAUACUUGCUCCUUUGGACCACUCAUUGCAUUUUUAACUGUUCUUUUACAUGUUAAUAUUUAUUUUAUAAACCUUCUCUCCUUCAUUUCAAGAGCUGUGCUAUAUGUACUAUUUCAAACUCUCAAAUUGUUAUAACAAUUGAGUUUCCAGGGUAUCCUUGAGAACAAAAAAAUCUUGCUUGUUUAAAAUGCCAGUUGUGAUGUUGUAAACAGUUUAAGAAAUAUGAAUGUGAGUGGUAAGUAUAUAUAAGUUUAAAUGGUUAUGUUAAGGUAAAGGUGAACUGUGGUUUACAAUUGUAAUUUUUUUUAGAACUAUUUUUCUAUGCAGUAUCAUUUAUGGCAAGAAUAAGGUUCUUGCUUGCUUCAGACAUAGGAAAAAAAAAAAAACUGACUCAAGAGAUAAGUGAUUUCCAGCUAUGGAAUAUAAGGAAAAUAAUAAAUUUUCAAGCCUCAUAUUGUCAGAGAGAAGUGGUAGCUACCACAGUCAAGAGGCUUUCAUUUAAAACAAAUUAGGACAGAAUUAUUCCACUUCACCUACCUUCCAGAGCCAACCAAGCAGUCCAGCACCUAGAAGUCUUCAGGUGAAGACGCAAUAAAAUGAGCAACAUGCAGCCCCCAAUACCAAGGUUUGAAUCUUAUUGAACACAAGUUUAGGUGAAAAGAAUGAGAACCCAGUGAGACAGACAGCCCCAGCUACCACAUUCCCCGUUUACCUGCUUUAAAAAAUGCAAUGUAUUUAGCCAUAGGCAGAACAAUUCUUUAAUUAUACUCAAGCACUUUGGUUCUUCACCUGUUGAGCACUUUAAAUCCAAAUCCCAUACACCCUGCAGCCUGAUGGAUGAGUGAAAAUGUGAAGUACCAUAGGUUUUGCAGAUCUGACAUUGCUUCAAAUCUGUUUUCUUUUGUUUGGUUGCUUGGUUUUUUCCCUCUUUUUUCCCAGUGUGUGGUAUUAAGCAUGAGUUCUGUCUUUGGACAACUGAUAAAGCAUGCUUGGCUUCAAAGUACGAAUCUUUAGAGAUGAAGUUUUGAGAAGUUCCUGUGAGAAGACACCCCUGUAAAUUGAGCCUGGUAUCUGGUAUAUACUUUACCAAAUAGCCUUAAACUAUAUUUGAAGCAAAAACCAAGACGAAUGUAUAUCCUUCAAGAAUGAAAAAAAAAAAAAAAAAGGACAAAAAAAAAGAAAAAAAGGAAUAAAAAAUAAUAAAUCCCUGAAAUAUUCUUCUAUAGAUGAAAACAUUAUAUUUCCCAUCCCUUGCGUUUUCGAGGCAUUUUCUAUUAAGGAAAGAGCUGAAUCCGAGGCAGUGUACAAUAUUGAUGCUAUUUCCUAUAUUUGUUGUACUAUUUUAAAUACAGAAGUACAUGCAGAGACUGGCAUCUUUAGUCUUGAAAACUGGUAUCUUAAAGUGGAGCUGCUAAUUAGAAUAUCCACACAAAACCAAAGCCAGUAUUUUUCCUAGAUUGAAGAAAUUUAAACUAGAGACACACACACCUGUACACAUAUAUACAUAUGGCAGCUGACAAAUUUUAUCUAAUUUUCUGCACACUUCCAGGAGGAAUCACUUGCUUUACUCACUUGAACCCUUCUACCUGAAGCAACAGGUCAAUUAAGCAAUUAAGACAAGCUGUACCUGAUCCUGCCAGUAAUCAGACUUUAUGAAGACAAAUUGUAAACCAAACAGAUUACAGAUAAACUGAGACCCCAGCUGGCCUAAUAAUGCUGACUUGGAGGAGUCUGUGUUCUACAUUUCCUAUGCUGCUAUAAGAAAAUUCUCAGUAUAAUAUUUAUAAAUCUAUGAUUUCUGUUUGUUCCACCUUGUUCAAACAAACAAAAAAACCAAACAACUAAAAAAACCCACAAAAACAAUUGGAAAAAAAUCAAAAGUAAACUAGAUGCCUACCAACAAAUUUGAUAAUGUUGUCUGUGCACAUUACUUCAAAAGAAGUGCAAUAUAUUAAAUUGUUGUACAGGUAACAUUUUAUUUUUUAAGGCAAAUAAGCCCUUUCAAUUUACAUAUUGUACACCUGAUUGGUUUAGAAAGAUAACAUUAUGCUUAUAAUAUUUGUGUUGCAAAUAAAUCAAAGUCAGAUUGCUUCAUUCUCUGACAUGAGAAACACAGUCUCUUAAUACACAUAUGUCCAGAUCUAUUGUAAUCUGACUCCACAUCACAAAAAUAAAUGUCAGUUACAAAACCAAAGUAGGAGGAAUAUAAAUAAACAGAAAGAUAGGAACUAGAAUGCUUUCUCCUUUGAGAGUUCAUGGUAUAGACCCACUCACAACAGCUGAAUAUAGCAAAAUAGUCUGGUGUUUAAUUAAAUAUUAAUUGGGCUAAUAUGUAUUCUAACACAUUAAAACGAUAGAAAGUCUCUGUUCAUUUAGUCAUUGACUGUAAAACACAAGUAUACUAAACAGAAUUCAGAAACUUUAAAUAAGGAAAAAGGCCUGAAUGGUAAAAUUGAUAUUUGCCAUACUUAUUUUUGCUUUGUAUAUUUUUUUAGAUUUGAAAUUCUUUGUAAUUUGGUGGAGCACAUUAUGAAGUGUUUUAUUAUUUCACGUCCAUCUGAUUAGAAUGGCCUUUGACAGAAUGCAAACAUGAACAACAUUGUACAGUUUAAUACCAAAAAAUGAUAUUUUAAUUCAUGCUUAAACCUUGACACCAUAUUAGAUUUGAAAUCAAUCAGGAAGGAAUUAAAGUGUGCAUAGGAAAGUGCGUGAAUUUCAUAUAUACAGAUAGAUAUAACAUAUAUUUCAUACGAUGGAAAUUAUUUGUUUUAAAAUAAGCCCACGUCCUGCUGUAUCAGUAAAUUAGUACUCUACUUCCUCAGCACUGCAUCUAGUACAUAGUCAAGGAAUGUUUGGUCAUUGGGUGGUUUUGCAGGUAACUGCUCUGUGACGAGUGUCACGCGUGGCACGGUGUGUCACACGGGGCCUGCAGCCUCCUGUGGG